GAAUAAGCGGCGAACCCCACGAUUUUAGUCAUUGAUGAGGUGCGCAAACGGUCGGUCGCAAAAACGUGUAACUUGUUCGAGGCUCGCGUAACUAAAGCGUUCCUUUAAUAGACUGCUUGGAAUUGUUGUAGCAUUCCAAAUCGUUCGAAAGGGUGUGAUUUUUGUGUGUGUUUUAUCGGUUAUUGGAAUGGUCGAAACCUCAGUGAUAAAAUCCAGCUCGAUGAUCAAGCUGAGUACGAACGGUACUGCGCAGAACGGCAACGGAACGGACACAUCUGCGGGUCCUGAUGAUCAUUACAAUCCUUCCGUGAGAAUACUGCACAUUCCCAAGCAACCCGACGGAUCGUGCGGUUUUCAUCUGUCACGAAGUAAAUGGGAUCCCUAUCCUUGGGUCAGUGGAGUAGACGAGGAGUCGCCAGCUGAAGUGACCGGUUUGAAGGCCGGCGACUGCGUGCUUGAGGUGAACAACGAAGACGUGCUCGGCAUGAGGAUCGCCGAAGUUGCCGGCAUGGUUCGUUCGAAGACAGAUAUCGUAACGCUGCUGCUUUGGAGCACCGGCAUGGAACCGACUUGUAACUCGGAGUCGUUAUGUUGUGGCCCAAUGCCGAUCAACUUGGAACGGCUAUCGGCCAGCAUGCAAACCAUUGUCGCUGCUUUGGAGUGUCCGGUGUGUUUCGAUACCAUUCCACCGCCGGUGUUCCAGUGCCAGAAUGGACACCUGGUUUGUUCUCGUUGCCGCGUCCGUUCGGAAAGAUGUGCCGUUUGCAGGGAAAGGUACAGCUUCGGUCGUUCGCUGCUAGCAGAGCAGGUGUAUCAGUCGAUUGCGGAAGCUUUUAAUCUGACCGAAGGUAAUGAUGGCAAGUUACGGGAAAAAUUGUUUGGAGCCAAGUGUGCUCGAAAAAAACCACGCAGCCCAUUCAACAGCGAGGGACAUCUAGCGACAGGGAAGCCAAUCCAUUCACAUACGCACAAAUUUUUGGCAAAAAUCAUGGGGAAGUCUUCGUCCGUAGAUAACUUAAGCAAAAACUCGAACUGUGAUCAGAGCGAAGAUCUGCAAGGAUUGAAGGGAAAGUCUCUGUCGCUGUCGUCGAGUGAAAUUUUCAGACGCGAUAAUACAAUUUCUGUGCCCCGAUGUACCUCCUCCAAUCGGCUAGCCCCGGAACUGGCGGCUUCCUGCACUAGCCUGUCUGCUAGGCGGCCAACGUCUUCCCUUUCCUGCAAUGUUUCAGCCGAGAGCUUGGGCAGCAUACCGGAAAAUGGCAUCCAAAUCACAGUCCCACCAAGUGCAGCUCAAGCGAGGACAGCCGCCCUGUGCUGUCCGUGUGGCGACUAUUGCAACGAUAAGAUAAACGCUUCCGAACUGGAGCAGCACGUAACCGACCAUCACCGCACGCCUAUCAUCUCGUUUGGCACGGCAUCGGCGGAGAUUUCACUUCCGCCAAGGACACCUGUUGACAAUGCCUGCCUGGUGUUGAUUCUUGACGGUCAUAAAUUUUGGCUGAAAUUAAUCUCGAGUCCGAGCCCCAACGGAGAUGUCUUCAUUUCGGCCCUGCUACAGGGAGAUGCGGUUCGAAGUCGGAGUUACGCUCUGGAGGUGGUCAUACGUAAAGCCGGUUCACAUCAGAUACUCGGGAAGGAGCUAAUUUCCCGCUCGGAGGUCCACUCGAUGGAAAGCAAAUCGUGGAACGAUAUCAUCAACACCAGAAGUGGAAUAUAUUACUCGAACGAGUGUAUUAAAUCAACAUUCGAACCGGAAACGGAAGUACUAUUGAAAGCGAGUAUUAAGCGCUUAUCGGAGCUUUGAUUGAAGAGCGUUAGUGGAGCCGAUUGUUUGAGUGUUUUUUUUUUCAAAUGCAAGUAUUUAGCGUGGCAUUUGCCCACAGACCUAGAGCUUGGAAUUGUUUCGGACAACUAGGUUGGAAUAGUUUGUCGAGCUGUAUAGUUCCUUCAUAACUGUUUUAAUUUAUUAUAAAAAGUUG
Wyeomyia smithii (pitcher-plant mosquito) is the source of this 1979-nucleotide messenger RNA. RefSeq lists its product as uncharacterized. Gene Ontology annotation, molecular function: ubiquitin conjugating enzyme binding; ubiquitin protein ligase activity. The transcript has 7 exons. Gene Ontology annotation, biological process: proteasome-mediated ubiquitin-dependent protein catabolic process; multicellular organism development. NCBI's taxonomy places the organism in Eukaryota, Metazoa, Arthropoda, Insecta, Diptera, Culicidae. The coding region runs from base 188 to 1804 and encodes 538 amino acids. Gene Ontology annotation, cellular component: cytoplasm. The record is from RefSeq and is a predicted model, not a curated record.